Messenger RNA from Nelumbo nucifera (sacred lotus), 1659 nucleotides. RefSeq names its product E3 ubiquitin-protein ligase SP1-like. The record is from RefSeq and is a predicted model, not a curated record. Gene Ontology annotation, molecular function: ubiquitin-protein transferase activity. Gene Ontology annotation, biological process: protein ubiquitination; organelle organization. NCBI's taxonomy places the organism in Eukaryota, Viridiplantae, Streptophyta, Magnoliopsida, Proteales, Nelumbonaceae.
UUAUAAGCGCUUAAACCAUUUCUUAUUACUUUGACCUGUGUCCCUUUUGGUCUACACUUCUAGCCCCUUCCACUUUUUCUUUCUAGUGCUGCCAAUGGUCUUUUAUGCACGUGACCAAACUAUUUGUCUACUUUAUCUCAUUUUUAUCACCUAAUGGAGCUACUCUAGGUUCCCUUGAAUGACUUCAUUUUUUGUCCUAUCCUUUUUAGUUUUUCCACUCAUCCAACUCAUCAUGCGAAUUUCUGCAACAUUCAUUUUUUGGACAUGUUUCUUGACUGCCCAACACUUCGCUCCAUACAGCAGCAUAGCUGGCCUUACAACUAUUUUAUAAAAAAUCUAAAUGAUAUUUGCCUAUCAUAAGACUCUGAAUGCACUCUCUGUUUUGCCCAUCCUGCUGUUAUUCUAUGGGCUACAUUCUUCUCAAUCUAUCCCUUGUUAUUUAUUAUUGAACCAAGCACAGCUCCUGGAUACUGCAUGUAAAUUAGUACCUAUGGUUGUUACCAUUUUUGGACGGGUUGGCUCUGACACACCAAUCAAUUGCAAGAAUGGGUUGAGAGGUGUAAUAGUGGAGGAAACUGCAGAACAACACUUUUUGAAGCACAAUGAUGCUGGCUCAUGGAUACAAGAUUCAGUUUUGAUGCUGUCUAUGAGUAAAGAGGUUCCUUGGUAUCUGGAUGAUGGGACUGGUCAUGUAUAUGUUGUGGGGGCUCGAGGUGCUACAGGCUUGGUGUUAACUGUCGCAAGUGAAGUCUUUGAGGAGUCAGGGCGGUCUCUUGUACGUGGAACACUGGACUAUCUCCAAGGCCUCAAGAUGCUUGGGGUCAAGCGAAUUGAAAGGGUUCUUCCUACUGGUACCUCCUUCACGGUUGUGGGUGAGGCUGUCAAAGAUGACAUUGGAACAAUUCGAAUUCAGCGACCCCCCAAAGGGCCAUUUUAUGUGUCUCCCAAAAGUAUUGAUCAGCUCAUUGCAAAUCUUGGGAAACAGGCAAGGUGGUACAAGUAUUCCUCCAUGGGUUUCACAAUUUUUGGUGUUUAUUUGAUUGCUAAGCAUGCCAUCCAAUAUAUCAUAGAAAGAAGACGGCGUUGGGAUUUGCAGAGAAGGGUUCUUGCUGCUGCUGCACAAAGAUCAGGGCAGGAUAGUGAAGGUUCUAAUGGAAAGGCUGAAAAUGGAUCAGACAAGUGUGUGAUAUGUCUGGAGCAGGAGUAUAAUGCUGUUUUUGUUCCGUGUGGUCAUAUGUGUUGCUGUACAUCAUGCUUUUCACACCUGACCAACUGUCCACUUUGCCGGAGACGGAUUGAGCAGAUUGUAAGGACUUUUCGCCAUUGACCUUGUACCUCAAGGACCUAGAAAACCAUGCUAUACAGAGACAAUGGCUAUAAUGGUAUUUUUCCUCUGGUGAAGAAAUCUGAUGGCCAGAGCUCUUGGCAUUAGGGCUCUGUUGCAUGGUGUAUUUCCAUAUUACAGCCAAUUUGCAUUUAAGCUACUGAUUGACCUCUUCAAAUAUGCCCAAUAUAGUUGCCUUGUGGACUGAUCUAAAGAUGAACUGGGUUAUGGUAACAUCUCUCCAACUGUAAAUGUGUCAUAACCUGGCUUGUAAAUUAGGCCAGUCCUCUAGAAAUGUUAUACCUCUUGUAUUUAUUUAACGAUUAUUACUUUUU